Molecule: messenger RNA, 1249 nt
Organism: Onychostoma macrolepis
Lineage: Eukaryota; Metazoa; Chordata; Actinopteri; Cypriniformes; Cyprinidae
Gene: naxe
Product: NAD(P)HX epimerase
Exons: 7
Coding region: 207-1055 (282 amino acids)
Cellular component (GO): mitochondrion
Molecular function (GO): NAD(P)HX epimerase activity
Source: RefSeq, a predicted model, not a curated record
UUCACUAACCCGGAUAUUGUUUGGGUUUCAGCAGCAGAGGGCUGCAAGUAUCCUAACUGUUUAAUGUACUUUUGCAUGUUUAUAUCCUGUAAAGUUGUAACUGGAUUGUUUUUUUGUUCUGUUUUUAUUCUGCCGGCGGUGUCUUGAGCAUUUCUUGGUGUUAGCGACUGUUACAGAGCGUGCUAACAGGUGCUUUAUCCAGGUGAAUGUUGGGAGUUCGAGCUCUGUUUGGUAUCGGUCUUCUUGUGUCAUCACGAGGAGGCUCUGUCUUGACCCAUACAGGCGCAUGUGCACGUGUUGCCAGCACCAUCUACAGUAAAGAUCUCGCUCACAGACAGGCCUGCACUAUGGCCAAUACAAUCAAGUACUUGGGGCAAGAAGAGGCUCAGCACAUUGACGAGGAGCUGUUCAACGAGUACCGCUUCAGUGUGGAUCAGUUAAUGGAGCUGGCCGGUCUGAGCUGUGCCACGGCUGUGUCAAAGGGCUAUCCUCUACAAUCACUGCUCAAGAGUCCACCUAGAGUUCUGGUGAUCUGUGGACCAGGAAAUAAUGGAGGAGAUGGGUUGGUUUGUGCUAGACAUCUCAAACUGUUUGGAUAUGAACCUUCUGUGUUGUACCCAAAGCGCCCCAGCAAACAGCUGUUCCAGAAUCUUACCACCCAGUGUGAGAAGAUGGAUAUAUCCUUCCUGACAGAGAUGCCUGAGGCUGAUGUGAUUGAUGAAGUGUAUAAUUUGGUGGUGGACGCCAUCUUUGGAUUCAGUUUUAAGGGUGCGGUGCGAGAGCCAUUCGGUGACAUCCUCUCCCAGCUAAAGAAGAUCACUGUGCCCAUUGCUAGCGUUGACAUACCUUCAGGCUGGGAUGUGGAGAACGGCUGUCCUGAUGGGAUUCAGCCUGACAUGCUCCUCUCCCUCACAGCCCCUAAGAAAGCAGCCAAUCACUUCAAAGGACGCUACCACUUCCUGGGAGGACGAUUCGUUCCUCCUGCACUUGAGCAGAAGUACCAGCUAAAUCUGCCUCAAUACCCAGACACUGACUGUGUUUAUCAGUUGAACUGAGCAGUAAAUCCUUCAAGUCAUUUUUGUGUCACUAAUUAAAAAAAAAAAAAAUCCCUGGGUUAUAACUUUGAUUUAACACUCUGAAUAAUUUUUCCAUUUUUCUCGUAAUGGGUAGAUAUGGACUUGAUUAAUCAGUGUCAGUCAGUAAUUGUGAAACUCCUUAUUGCCAAGGAUUGUUACAGAUUGUUUCGGAG